GCAAUAAAAACUGCCUUUGAAACUGUUGGGAGACGUGUGGAGUUAAAAAGGGAUAUUCUGAAAUUUCAAAUUAUUGAUAUGGGGAUGUGAUUAGCGUGGACCAGUCUCUUGGACCUUUUGAAUUCAAGCUGCAGUCUAUCUAUAUCUCUCCCGGGAGCAAGUCGCAUUGAAUUUAAGUUGACAUGCAGAAAAUUGAACUGUCAAUCACUUAAGGUGAAUUCAGUUACCUGUAAAAAACAGUUUAGCUACUCUGCCUGUAGAGAGCAAGUGGUACAUAAAGAGUGGACCAAAAUCAACAAUUUAUAACAUUUGGCAUCAUUAUAUCUGUGUUCUUAGAAGUGCAAUUUUGUCAUGGAAAGCCUUGGCAACAAUGACUCAUCACCACAAGAUUAGAUUACUGUGGUGCUCUUUCCAUGGGGCUCCCUUUAAACAUCACUUCCGAACUGCAGUUGGAGCAGGCAUCCGUUUAGCUUGUUAUAGCCAUAUUCCAGCAUUGUACUGACUUUCAGUAGAUGAUUCAAAGUUCCAGUUUUAACAUUUAAAGCUCUGUUUGCAGGUUACCUUGCAUACUCAUUGUGAAUAGGGAUGUUUAGAGUGUCUCAUAUAUAUGUGAGAGAAGGGGAGAAGGGUCCUGGAAGUGGUGUUUUCCAGUGACAGCCCCAUUUGGUAGAAUAGUCUCAACAGUUGUCUGUUUAGUAUUUACUCUUUUAUCUACCUUUUUAAUAUUUAUUUAUUCAUUUCUUUUAUUUACAGAUAGUUCUCAGUUAACUGUAAUUGGGAGUGGGGACUUUGUUAUUAAGAGACACAGUCGUAAAGUGAAAAAUCAUGUGACGAUGGGAAUGCUGCAUGGUCAGCAUGGACUGGUCAUAGGUCUCAUUCAGCACCAUCAUAAUUUUGAAUGGCUAAUGAAAAAAUGUCACUGAGGACUAUCUGUAUUUUGAUUUUGAUUUUUUUUAAUGUUUGUGAAGAUUAAACUUUUCUGGAAGGUCUUUGAAAUCCAAUUGUUGCUGCUUUUAAGCGGUGUGAUGUUAGGAUUGUAUUUUGUGAUUUGCCAUUCUUUGGUUACUUUAAAUUACUUUUGUAGUUGUUCUCCUGCUUACUUCUACUUUAUUAUGUGCUUGCUUUUAAUUGUUUUGUAAAACACUGAGAAUUAUCUGGUUACGCCAGUCUGUAAAUACAACAUAUGAAUAAACAAAUCAGUUUAGUACAGCGGUAGUGUUGUAUCUUCUCAAGAGGUACAUUCCACUGCGUGUGUAUUAUUUGAAUUAUAUUUUGUACUGUCUACAAUCAUAGCUAAUUGAUGUGCUUGUUCUUGGGAAAAGGAAUGUUGGCAACCUGUGGUGUAUAAUAUCUUUAAAAAUGGUCUGCCAAUUUCUGGUCAUUUUCGGUUUUUAAAAAGUUGGAGAUGUGGGGCCUUUCAACUAAGCUUUUUAUAGCGUUCAGUAACUUGUAAACUCUAGGCUCUUUUUUAAGAGAUUUGGUCUUAGCCUCUGAAAGCAAGAUCUUUUCCCCAUUUUACUCCCUAAAGUGUAAGAGAAUGGUGGGAAGAAAGUAGAGAGAAGAUAUAUAGAGAAAGGAAGAAAAACAAGAAAUAUAUGUGUUCAUGCAGUUUCUCUGAAUGUAUGCAUUGUGAAAGCAUACAGAACAGAAGUAAAAGGGAAUAUAGAUAAUACGUUGGAGAAUAUUAAAUAUGACAGUAGGUGUCUUGAGGUAGAUGUCAUUCAUUUACCUUUUGUUUUGUUUUUUUGCUGUGCUCCUCAGUCAUGUAUUCUAAGGUAGGAGUUUUCAAACUUUUUUAGACUACAGAAUUUGUUAGUUUAAAUAUAUACUGUACAUACUGGAAUAAGAGGCAAAAUUCUAGUAAUAAGAAAACUAGUGAGUGUAUGGUUUAGUGAAUUUUUUGUUUGGUUUUUGCCUUUAGACUCUCACAGAACAUAGUUUGCAAAACUCUUAAGUGUGAUUUUGCAUAAAAGAUAUAAGAAUCCUAAAAGGUACUGGCCACCUUUCUCAUCCCCAAAUUCAACCAAGUCCCUCAAUUCCAGGCCUGUAGAUGUGGUGCAAGCUCUGGGGUCACAUUUGUUAAGGAUAUCUGGAUUUAACAUUUGAUGGUGCAUCAGCAUGAAGAAGCCAUGCUCAAAUAAGUUUAUUUGGAAGCACUUUAGAAUUGAAUUCUAAUAGAAUUGCAGCAGUAUGAUUUCAAUAUUCUUCUAGUAAAAUAAUGUCAGGGAUGAUUCAGAUGAUGGCACCUUCUUUCUCAAUGAAAAGUAGGCAUUGGUUUAAGACAUGCAUAAUAAUGUCCACAAAUAUCAGUCCAGAUUCCCAUGAAUCCUGUUGCAGUUUAUUUUAUUUAUUAUUUUAUUUUCUUAUUAAAGGAUUUUUAAGGCACAGCACAGGAAAGAGAAAAAGAGACUCAAGUUCCUUGCUUUCCCUCCCAUUAACCCUACAUAGGCUAGGAGUGGGGAAUCUGAGUGGACACGUACCCCUCUUUUUGCAUUUCCCCAAAUCUCUGCUGUCCAUAAUUGCCAAAAAUUGGUAACAUUCUUUCCUAUUCAUUUUGCAAUGGAAGAUAUGUGCAGACAAAUACAGUGUACAAUAAGCUUUGAAAUGGUUUAACUUUAAACAAAAGGGGACCCUCGUCUUUUUCCUUUCUAAAUUCAGAAAAUCUUGGUUCAACUUUAUAUCAUCACCUCAACCUCAGUCUUGGCCACUAUUCAAGGUGGACUUAGAUCCGGACUGGAUUCAAGUUGACUCAGCCUUCGAUCCUUCUGAGGUUGGUAAAAUGAGGACCUAGAUCAGUGACAAAGAAUCUUUUUGGCACCAAGUGCCCAAACCAGAACGUGCGUGUGUGCAUGUGCAUGCGCUGGAGCGCCAGAAACCCAAAGACCAGCUGGCCGGUGCACAUAUAUGGUCUUCGGUUUUCUGGCUCGUGUAUAUGCGCUAGUCAGCUGGACUUUGUGCAUGCCAUAGCACUGGAAACAUUGGCCAGCAUGUGCAUGCCUGUUUUUUGGCCUUUUUCAGGCCAUCUGCGAAGACCAGCUGGCCAGCACGCAUAUGCACGCCAGAAACCAGAACAGCAGCUGGUGAUGGUGUGCCUGCCCACAGAGAGGGCUCUGUGUGCCACCUCUGCCACGCAUGCUCGCCAUCACAGACCUAGAUUGUUGGGGGCAUUAUGCUAACUCUGUAAAUUGCUUAGAAAGGGCUGUAAAGCACUAUAUAAGUCUAAGGGCUAAUGCUAUUGCUCUUCUUAGAUACAGUCUCCUGCAAUCAGAAAUUUGCAUACUCAAACAAUAAUCUUUCCUUGAUAUCCUUUUCUUUGUGUCUGAUUUGUGCCACUCAGUUGCUGGAUCAAAAAAAAGGGGGGAUCCCCCCGCCAAAUAAUAGGGUGUUGUUGUUUUUUGUUUGGACAUUUAGAACCUUAGAGUUAACAUGCUACAGUUUACUGUGCAAGAUAUGUUACUUUGCUCAGUUGCUGAGUGAGGAAAACUUUUUCAUGCAGAGGUAAUUGCCCUGAAUUCAAAAGAUGUUGGAUGUGGUGCUUAGUGAAUCUCCCCUUUCCCCCACAAACUUUGUUUUUCUCUAGAUAUUAACUGUUUCAAUAGCCUUUCCAAAGUUGAGGGUUUUUACACACACACAAACACACACACCCCUUUACCUCACUAUGUUUGGGAAAAAGACUGCCAUUGCAACUUACAGCAUUAGUGGAAAGCUGUCUCUAUGUUCAGACUUGCAAAUACAUAACUCACAGUGAAGAAAGCAUGAGGAAAGAAAGAGGAAAACAAGCUUAUGACGUGAAAUUUUCUUUCAUUCUUGAAAGAUGAUGCUUCUGAAAGUUCUGUGGUCAGAUUCCAUGUUCAAGAAUUAUGUAGCUAACUGAAUAGUUAAGAUAAUUGGCUGUAAAAAGUGCCUGAAGUCCUACAAAAACAUUGCUAAUUACUAUUAAGACAUCAAUUUGAAGUCAAUGAGAUACUGUUCCUCCAUUUAUUUAGGUGUUAUGGAAUUAUAAUGUAUUUUGCAUAAGUGCUUUUAGGAAUGUUUAAAAGAAGGUUGUGGCCUCUGCUGACUGAUUGCCUUCCGCUGUUAUUGUUUUCCAUGGGUACCACUAUUAAGGACUAGCAAAUACAAUUACAGUACUGAUCAGGGCAGUGAAGAUAUGCUUCAUCAUGCUGAUGCUAGAUGAGCAGAAGGCAUACAUACUAUAUACAUCUUGACUUCUGCUUCUGACUCAGGACCAGGUAGCAUCUCUAGCUUCCCUGGAGGCAAAGAAAAGGCAAAAGAAGUCCAGCAUGAUCCCCAUCCAUUGACUAGAACAGGGGCAGCUGAAAUGAGCUUGAUCUUCCCAUCCUUCUAAGAGGACUUUGUUCCAUCUGCCAAGUUUAGAAAGAGGUAUGCAGCUGAGUAGCAGAUUUAACUCUUGGAAUAUUAAUAUCCCUUGAAGAACUUAUAAAGAGUAUUUGAGGAAUAAGCUCCUGAUGUCUGAAUGCCAAGGAUUCAAAAGAAUAAAACAUACUGAAUAUGGCAGGAGCAGAAAUUGGGAUACCCUUCCGAUAACAACUCUGAUUAACCAUAAGGAUAAACCAAAGAAGUCGGAUAAGACAUUGAAAGCAAUCCAACAGGUGGGCCAAGCGGUUAACCUAGCUGUUGGAAAAUUUGUCACGGUGGGUGAAGCUAUAGCCAAUGAAAACCAAGAGCUGAAAGAAGAAAUGAAGGCAGCCUGCAUUGAAGCAAAGCAAGCAGGUGAGACCAUCGCACACCUGACAGACGUUGCAACCUUGGAUCGUCCAGAAUCUGAUGGCCAGAUAACAAUUUUUACAGAUAAAACAGGAGUGAUAAAGGCUGCAAGGCUCUUGCUUUCCUCAGUUACAAAAGUAUUAGUUCUGGCUGACAUAAUAGUUAUUAAGCAAAUUAUAGCGUCUAGAAACAAGGUCCUUAUGACAAUGGAACAGUUAGAGAAAGUGAGCAGUUUUCAGGAAUUUGUGCAAAUAUUCAGUCAAUUUGGAAAUGAAAUGGUGGAAUUUGCCCAUUUAACUGGAGAGCGACAAAAUGAUCUGAAAGAUGAAAAGAAGAAAGCUAAAAUGGCAGCUGCUAGAUCUAUUCUUGAGAAAUGUACCAUGAUGCUUCUCACUGCUUCCAAGACCUGUUUAAGGCAUCCCGAUUGUGAAUCUGCCCGUGUUAACAAAGGAGCAGUGUUCCACAGAAUGAGACUAGCUUUGGAACAGGUUAUAGAGAUUGUAGCAGACACUCGGCCCAAUGGAGAAAAUGAAUCGGGCCCAAUGAGUAUCUAUACCGGCAUCAAGGAAUUCAAGAAUAAGGUGGAAGGUCUGCGAGAAAACCUUUAUCUUCUGCCAAGAGAGAACCUUAGAGCAUUGCUGCGUCUUGUCCUUGAACUCACAGAAGAUUUUACUGAUUCUGCUUAUACAAGCCAUGAAACACGGGGACGCAUCUUGGAGCUCUCUAAGCAAGCAAAGAUGGAAUUGGAGCAGUUGGUGUCAGCCUGGAUCAAUGCUCAAAAUCAGAAAAAAAGAGAAGUCACAGAGGACUUGGAAAUAUCCAUUCUAAAAAUGUGCCAGUGCAUGAAUGAGCUUCAAAGAGAGCUCCAGAGUGCAGCAAUAUCUGUCGCAGCAGACCUGAUAAAGUUUCAUUCUGAUCACCUUGUUUUGAAAGCGCUGAAAACCUGCGGAGUAGAAGGAAAUAUAGAAGCUAUUGCACAGCAUAGUUAUAAGCUUUCUGAACAGAAAGACCAAUUGAUCGAAAUAUGCCAUCUUUUGAGACAUGUCUCUGGAACAGAGCCACUUGAAAUUACUUGUCUCCAUGCAGAAGAUACUUUUCAUGUGACUGGGCCUCAGAUAAUUUCUGCUGCUGAAACUCUGACAUUGCAUCCUUCCAGUAAAAUUGCAAAAGAAAAUCUGGAUGUAUUCUGUGAGGCUUGGGAAUCUCAGCUGAGUGACAUGUCCCUGCUCUUAAGAGAAAUCAGUGAUGUGUUUGAAGGAAGACGAGGGGAGAAGCGUGCAUACUUGUCACUACCCAAACCAGGGAAGUAUAAUGCAAACUUAAAAGCCUUAAAGCCAGCCAGACUUGAUAAUGAGGAGCAAACAAAAUUUGGAAAAUUAGGUUUAGAACUUCAUAAGCUAACAACUCGGGUUGAUUCUGAAAUGGAGAAAUGGGAAGACCCAGACAAUGAAAUUAUAAGAUAUGGACAAGGUCUAUCCAGCAUGGCUUAUUCCAUGUAUUUAUUUACAAGAGGGGAAGGACUGCUGAAAAUUACCCAAGACUUAUUCCACCAGGCAGAGGCCUUUGCUACAGAAGGAUUAAAACUUACUUCAGCUCUCCAUAUAUUUUCCAAUCAGCUGGAAGAUGACGACAAGCCACUGCUUCUGCAGGAGAUUGAGAGGAUGGUCUCUGCAUGUCAGCAGCUUCAGGUCACAGCUAAAGGCCCUGCGCAGGGCAAAACUGCAACUUAUCUAAAGGUGGAUACCUGUAUUCAGAAAGCAAAGUAUAUUCUGGAUAUACUUUCCCAAGUUCUGCCACUUAGCUUCAGGUUUCUUAGAAAGCACAAAGCAGGAAAUGGGUAUCUAAUGGCCCACUGCUCUUGGAAUGGCCAGCAUGCAGUGUCAAGAGAAAACAGUGGUCUGGCUGGGAGGACUAACACUUUUGGAGUCAAAUCCUUGGAACAACAUGUAGCAAGCCUCACUGUAUUGGAGAACAAAUGAAUGGAAGAUGGGCUCAUUUCUAUGUUGGAUUUGUACUUUUAAAUCUCUCCUAAUUGCUUUCUUUUGAGAAAGGUCAAACCGGGUUAGAAAAAGCUGAUGUAAUCUUUUCACAUCUAAUAGAUGUCAUGGUACUUAGCAAUUAGCAAAAGGAACAGUCAGAUUUAAUGGCUGCAUAUUUUUGUAUGGUGAAUAACUUUUGGUUCACUAUUAAUACUAUUUUUGUAAUCAAGUACAUUAUGAAUGUCUUAUUUUUCAAACCCCAAAGAUGCUGCUUUGAAUGUUCAUGCAGAUGAUCUGGCUGAUAUCAGAUAAGCUACAUGGAAAACUACUGGUAGUGGUUGCUGCUGCUGUCCUUUAUUUGUUUAACAGCUCUCACUAAUAUGAGUCUUGACCCUUGCCAAUAUCAUUUGCUGGGGAAGUCUGUUUUGAAAAAAGCUUAACUGGCUGAGUGGCUGCUCAGGCUUUGCCUCUUAAAGUGACUUGCCAGGAAAUUCUGUUGCCAUAGAUAACCACAUUUGUCUCCUGGUGGGCAAGGAAGGUAAAGAAGAGUACUAGGAGAGAGGCCGUCAAAGAAAUCCAUGUUGCUGCUACCAGAUACAUAAGUUACAAUAAAGCUUUAAUGAUGAUAAUUUUAUUUUCAUGUAAAAACAGUUUUAGCAAUAUUUAAAAUUAAAACUAAAGUUCAGUAACAGCAUUAAUAAAAUCAGCUAUAUUUAAAAGCUCGCUUUUAUGUUAUUCCCUUUUAUCUAUAUUUUUAUAUACAAUCUUUAUAGCACUAUCUAAAGAAUCUUUUCAGAAAUAGUUCUAAAACUGAUAGGACCUAAUUCCCUAAUAAAUGUGAUUAUAUUUACAGCCUUAAAUAUAAAAGCUUGAGCUCUCAUUUUUAGCAUGUUACAGGAAAGCUUAAGACUGAUCAUUCAAAUAAGUUGCAGCUACUAAAAAUACUUAUUUCAAAGAGGGCAUUACCUACUUUGCAAGUUCUUUUCCAAGCUUGUUUAAGAUCUGUAUAUAUUUUAAUGGUCCUAUGUUUCAGAUUGUAAUGUUGUCAUUGAAUAACUCCUUGCCAGUCUUAAGUACUGUAAACUGAGUAUGUUUGAAAAUUAUAUACAGUAGCUAAUAAAUUACUCCCAUGUCCUUUACAUUUGCAUAACUUGAAGUCAUAAGCUAAGAUAUGAUUCUCAAUCAUAUUUGACUAUCAUGCAAAGUAGGGAUUGGGAGGCAGAAAAAGAAAAUAAGUGAGCAUUUCUAAGCUUCUUACUUCUUUUUUUCUUCUGUAACCCCAAUCCCAUCCUCCACUUCUGUCUGUGGCAUUUAUAUUAAUGUUGCAAUUGUUAAACAUAUUCUUUCUUAACAUUUGGUCCUGUAAAACCUUGAAACUUCACUCCGCAAACCUUAAGGCAACAGAGGCAUUAAUGACUGAUGUAUUAACUAGUUAAUUUAUAGGUUCAGUGUUGCUAUUCAGCCAUCCUAAGGCACCAUGCAUAGACUUCAUCACUAAAAUCCUCAAAGAAACAAAAUAAUAAAAAAGUAUUGAUUGUUGAAUUGACAUUUUCAGAUUGGGUUUUGUUUAAUAAAGUAGAAAGUAAGUAUAAUGUACAGAUGAAAUUAAGUAAACAAAGGCUUUUAUUGACAUAAAGAACAGUACAAUAUUUUGGCACUACAUCUUUAAAUCCAAUAGUAAAGUUACAGAUUAAAAUUUGAAGGUCUUAAAUAUUGACUUUGUUGUCUGAAAAUGAACAAUUAAGGUUAUAAUCACCCAAAAGUAAAGUGUGAAAAUCCAUAAAGUCACUUUAGUAUGGGAUAUACUAGAAAAUGUCUGAUAUAUAUCAUACUUCUGCAGAGUUCUCUUUCUUUGUAUUGCAUAAUGAUGUGGAAUUAAAACGUUUUGACAGAAA
Ahaetulla prasina is the source of this 8602-nucleotide messenger RNA. RefSeq names its product catenin alpha like 1 (gene CTNNAL1). Gene Ontology annotation, biological process: cell adhesion; Rho protein signal transduction. The transcript has 21 exons. Bases 4470 to 6707 code for a protein of 745 amino acids. Gene Ontology annotation, molecular function: actin filament binding; cadherin binding. NCBI's taxonomy places the organism in Eukaryota, Metazoa, Chordata, Lepidosauria, Squamata, Colubridae. The record is from RefSeq and is a predicted model, not a curated record.